CGGCACGUCUAUAUAACAAAAUCACCGCCGUAACUGAACACCCUCGAUACCCAAUAUGCCUAUCACCGAAGCUCAAGUCCGUGAGAUCUUCAAACCGCUCGAGGAGGGCAACCCACCGGCUUUCUUCGAGAACGUCGCCGACAAUGUCAAUUGGCGUGUAACUGGAACGCAAAACCCUCUGGGCGGUGACUACACCUCCAAAGCCGACUUCCAGCAGAAAACCUUCGGGCGUCUCGGCGGUGUCUUGAAGACCAAGACCGUCCUUAAAGUUGUUGGCGUUAUUGUGAAUGACAGUAAUCAGGCGGCGGUCGAGCUUAAGGCUGAUGCUACGUGCAAGAAUGACUUGGAGUUUGCGAAUGAGUAUUGUUGGGUAUGUCAGUUUGACGAGGAAGGGAAGAAAAUCGUGAGGGUCAGAGCGUAUUUGGAUUCAGCUUUGGUGAAAAAGGCGCUGGAUGAGAACGAGUAGGCGCUGUGCGGGCUGCUUAAGCCUCUAGU
Molecule: messenger RNA, 495 nt
Organism: Saitoella complicata NRRL Y-17804
Lineage: Eukaryota; Fungi; Ascomycota; Saitoellomycetes; Saitoellales; Saitoellaceae
Exons: 2
Coding region: 56-466 (136 amino acids)
Source: RefSeq, a predicted model, not a curated record